AUGGCGGCGGCGGCGGCGGCUCCGGGGGGCGGGGGCGGGGAGCCCCGGGGAGCCGGUGGGGUGGGCCCGGGGGUCCCGGGGGAAGUGGAGGUCGUGAAGGGGCAGCCGUUCGACGUGGGCCCGCGCUACACGCAGCUCCAGUACAUCGGCGAGGGCGCGUACGGCAUGGUCAGCUCUGCUUAUGACCACGUGCGCAAGACCCGGGUAGCCAUCAAGAAGAUCAGCCCCUUCGAGCAUCAGACCUAUUGCCAGCGCACUCUGCGGGAGAUUCAGAUCUUGCUGCGUUUCCGCCAUGAGAAUGUCAUAGGCAUCCGAGACAUUCUUCGGGCACCCACCCUGGAAGCCAUGAGGGAUGUGUACAUCGUUCAGGACCUCAUGGAGACAGACCUGUACAAGCUGCUUAAGAGCCAGCAGCUAAGCAACGACCACAUCUGCUACUUCCUCUACCAGAUCCUCCGAGGCCUCAAGUACAUCCACUCAGCCAAUGUGCUCCACCGGGACCUGAAGCCCUCCAACCUGCUCAUCAAUACCACCUGUGACCUCAAGAUCUGUGAUUUUGGUCUGGCCCGGAUUGCUGACCCUGAGCAUGACCACACUGGCUUUCUGACGGAGUAUGUGGCCACGCGCUGGUACCGGGCUCCAGAGAUCAUGCUUAACUCCAAGGGCUACACCAAGUCCAUUGACAUCUGGUCUGUGGGCUGCAUUCUGGCUGAGAUGCUCUCCAACCGGCCCAUCUUCCCUGGCAAGCACUACCUGGACCAGCUCAACCACAUUCUGGGUAUCCUUGGCUCCCCAUCCCAGGAGGACCUGAAUUGUAUCAUCAACAUGAAGGCCCGAAACUACCUACAGUCUCUGCCCUCUAAGACCAAGGUGGCCUGGGCCAAGCUUUUUCCCAAGUCUGAUUCCAAAGCUCUUGACCUGCUAGACCGGAUGUUAACCUUCAACCCCAACAAGCGGAUCACAGUGGAGGAAGCCCUGGCUCACCCCUACCUGGAGCAGUACUAUGACCCAACAGACGAGCCUGUGGCUGAGGAGCCCUUCACUUUUGACAUGGAGCUGGAUGAUCUCCCCAAGGAGCGGCUGAAGGAGCUGAUCUUUCAAGAGACGGCCCGCUUCCAGCCAGGGGCACCAGAAGCCCCCUAACCUGGACAGAAGACAUCCUUGCCCCUGGGGCCUGGCCCUGCUCCUACCUGCCCCCUCCUGCUGGAUUGUUGAAAAGUGGACACUGCUCAACGCAGGCCCUAGCAGCCCAAGCCAGACCAAGGGUGGGCGGGGCCACCUUCUCUCACUUUGCUGGGGUCUCCUGCUUCUGGCAGUCUCCUGCCACCAUCCACUACCCCUUCUCUCCUCAAGGCCUGAGUGGUGAGGAGUCCCAGAGCUGAUCUUUCUGCUGCUCUGCCUUCAUUUACCCAUGCUAGCCCAAACUCUGGUAGACCAUUCUGGAAUGGAAGGAUUCUGGUUUCCCUAGGUCCUGUGGAGGGGCAGGAGCCACUGACUAGGGACUCAGGGCGAGCCCUGCCCCACUCACCUCAUCAGAACUCCACCCUAUUUUCCCCGACAGAACAUUCCUAAGUCUCAAGGGCUAGUAUCCCUGAAGAGCCAGGCCUAGGCCAAACCCCUCCCUCUCAAAGCUGCCACUUGUAACACCCUUGCUGCUUCUGUGUGUGGGUGAGUGAAGUGGGGGUGGGGGCUCAUGAAGAGCUGGUAACCCCUGCCCACCUCCCUGUGCCUAUAUCUAAUAUAUAAAUAUAGAGAUGUGUAUAUGGA
Molecule: messenger RNA, 1767 nt
Organism: Jaculus jaculus (lesser Egyptian jerboa)
Lineage: Eukaryota; Metazoa; Chordata; Mammalia; Rodentia; Dipodidae
Gene: Mapk3
Product: mitogen-activated protein kinase 3
Exons: 9
Coding region: 1-1143 (380 amino acids)
Biological process (GO): intracellular signal transduction; protein phosphorylation
Cellular component (GO): nucleus; cytoplasm
Molecular function (GO): ATP binding; MAP kinase activity
Source: RefSeq, a predicted model, not a curated record